AAUUAUUUCAUAUUCGUUACCAACACAAAAGAUACUAUGUAACUAAGUCAAAAAGAAAUGCCAAAACCCAUAUGUUUCAUGCCAAAACCACAUGCCAGGAUUGUAUAUUUUGCUGCUAAAUUGACUGCGAUUUUACAAUAUUUUUGUAUCUUAUAUUGAAACUACAGUACCAAAUCCAAAAUGAGUACUAUUUUAGAGAAAAUUGCUGCUAUCGAAGCUGAGAUGGCAAGAACCCAAAAAAAUAAAGCAACUGCUGGACAUUUAGGUUUACUUAAAGCUCGAUUGGCUAAAUUGAGACGAGAAUUAAUCACCCCCAAGGGCGGUGGUGGUGGAACUGGGGAAGGUUUCGAUGUAGCCAAAACCGGUGAUGCUAGAGUCGGUUUUGUUGGUUUUCCGUCUGUUGGGAAAUCAACGUUACUCAGUACUCUAGCUGGUGUUUACUCUGAAGUAGCCGCAUAUGAAUUCACAACCUUGACAACUGUCCCAGGCUGUAUAAAAUACAAGGGUGCAAAAAUUCAGCUACUUGAUUUACCUGGUAUUAUCGAAGGUGCUAAGGAUGGUAAGGGUAGAGGUCGACAAGUCAUAGCUGUAGCAAGGACAUGUAGUUUAAUAUUCCUUGUUUUGGAUGUAUUAAAACCCCUAGUACAUAAAAAGUUGAUUGAGCAUGAAUUGGAAGGUUUCGGAUUACGACUCAAUAAACAACCUCCCAAUAUCUACUUCAAGAAAAAAGAUAAAGGAGGAAUAAAUUUGAAUUGUAUGGUUCCACAAUCAGAAUUAGAUUCUGAUACUGUCAAAACCAUACUCUCUGAGUAUAAAAUACAUAAUGCUGAUGUGACCCUCAAAUACGAUGCAACUAGCGAUGAUCUUAUUGAUGUUAUUGAAGGAAAUAGGAUAUAUGUGCCCUGCAUUUAUCUUUUGAAUAAAAUUGAUCAAAUAAGUAUCGAGGAACUUGAUGUUAUUUAUAAAAUCCCACAUUGUGUCCCAAUCUCUGCACAUCAUAAAUGGAAUUUUGAUGACCUUUUGGAGAAAAUGUGGGAGUACUUGAAACUUGUACGCAUCUACACUAAACCAAAAGGACAGUUACCUGAUUAUAGUUCACCCAUUGUAUUGCACGCAGACUAUACAUCGGUGCAAGAUUUCUGUAAUAAACUCCACAGAUCAAUCGCUAAGGAAUUCAAAUACGCGCUUGUAUGGGGAUCAUCAGUAAAGCAUCAGCCACAAAAAGUUGGUUUAGAUCAUGUCUUAUGCGAUGAGGAUGUUGUACAGAUUGUGAAGAAAGUCUGAGAAGCUACAACGAUAUUUGAGGGAAUCUACAGAAGCCAACAUUUGUGACUGCAGAAGAUUAAUUUAAAAAUAAGUUUGAACCUCUUUAUAGUUGAGUGAUAUAAUUAUUGUUUUUAUCACUUUUUGAAUAUUAUGAAAUGUUUUAUCAAACUUGUGUUUUCUGCAUUUUGAAAAUGUAUAUCAAUAAUUACACAAUUUGUAAUUUA
Molecule: messenger RNA, 1490 nt
Organism: Coccinella septempunctata (seven-spotted ladybird)
Lineage: Eukaryota; Metazoa; Arthropoda; Insecta; Coleoptera; Coccinellidae
Gene: 128up
Product: GTP-binding protein 128up
Exons: 7
Coding region: 181-1284 (367 amino acids)
Biological process (GO): cytoplasmic translation
Cellular component (GO): cytoplasm
Molecular function (GO): GTPase activity; GTP binding
Source: RefSeq, a predicted model, not a curated record